Messenger RNA from Chara braunii, 930 nucleotides. The record is from the annotation of a GenBank genome assembly. Lineage: Eukaryota; Viridiplantae; Streptophyta; Charophyceae; Charales; Characeae.
GUCUACGAGGUGAGGUUUGGAACCACUAACCCGGUUGUACACUUAUCACCAUGGUUGAGACCCGUAGUGGGACGGAGACUAGUUCCUACACCCCUGAGCAGCAAGCAAAGAUGGCCGCCUUAGUGAAAAAGAACAAGGAGAGAAGAGAGCGUGAGAAGCAGGCGAAGCUAAAGGCUAUCGCAGAUGAGCAGGCGGCGAAGAUGAAGAGGUUGGAGGAGGAGAUGAAGAGAGUGCAACAAGAGGAGGAAAAAAAAAGAAAAGCUGCUAAAGCAGAAGCGGCAGCAGAAGAAGAGAAAGAGAGAAUGAGAAUUGAGAGUGGAGAAGGGAGCAAUGGUGGCACGAUGAAGUGGGAGACAGACACUGAGCUAGAGAAGAAGAUCAACGAGUGGGUCGCUAAUUUAUCGUUGGGGGAAGACGAGGAGGCGGAGUCCUAUGUGACUAGGGAUGAGAAGGCUGCGCUGGCCGCUGAGCUAGCACCCAUGACAAACCCAAUGGAACGAAGAGAGAGGGAAGUCGAACAAAAGUUAGCAUGGAAGUUGAGAAUGAAGAGGGAGAAGAAGAGGAGGAGAGAGGAAGUGAAUAAGAUAACCGUGGCAGUGGCGAAGGUGAAGGAGUGUAGAGCGGAGGUGCUGGCCCAGCCAGAUGAUAAGGCCAAGUGGGACAAAGUACUAGGCUGUCUAGAGGUGUUGAGCAAGGCCUGGAUGGAGGAGCGCCAGGCAAGCUGGAGCCAGGAUGUAGCGUUGAGUGCCAUGCGGUCCGGGCUUAGGGAUUUUGCGCACGAAAUCGUCACCCACAUUGGGGGCGAAGUGAAUUAGUUGAGAGACAAUGUAGGGAAGUUUUGUGAGGGUGCCAUUCAGGGUGCCAAAGCUGCAGCCGCUGUAGAAGGAGAGGGCAGACCCCGGAAGGACCCAAUGAAACUUAAGUUCCCAG